Molecule: messenger RNA, 6278 nt
Organism: Ailuropoda melanoleuca (giant panda)
Lineage: Eukaryota; Metazoa; Chordata; Mammalia; Carnivora; Ursidae
Gene: COL5A3
Product: collagen type V alpha 3 chain
Exons: 67
Coding region: 203-5455 (1750 amino acids)
Cellular component (GO): extracellular matrix
Molecular function (GO): extracellular matrix structural constituent
Source: RefSeq, a predicted model, not a curated record
GCUGUCAGCCACCCCCCUCCUUCAGCGAGCCCCGCCCGGCCGGGCGCUGGAGCGCAGGGCGAGGCCAGGGCGGGGUCUCCUGCAGUCUCCUGCCGAGCCCGAGUGGAGCGGGCCGCGGCUAGUGAGUGCCCGGAGCCUUAGGAGUCGCCGCGCCCCGUAGACGCCCCGGCCGGUCCCCGCCUUGCGUGUGGGCCCCGCCGGGAUGGGGAGUCGCCGAGGCCUGGGCCAGCCGCGGGCCGGCCUCUGUCUGCUUCUGGCCUCGCUGCAGCUUCUGCUCCGGACGCAGGCCGCAGGCCCUGUGGAUGUGCUGAAGGCCCUGGGUGUGCGAGGGGGCCAGGCUGGGGUCCUUGAGGGGCCUGGCCUCUGCCCCCAGCGGGCCCCAGAGGGUGACCGGGCAUUCAGGGUUGGCAAGGCCAGCACACUUGGCAUCCCCACGUGGGAGCUCUUUCCAGACGGGCACUUUCCUGAGAACUUUUCCGUGCUGAUCACUCUGCGGGGCCAGCCAGCCAACCAAUCUGUCCUUCUAUCCAUUUAUGAUGAGAGUGGUACUCGGCAACUGGGCCUCAGUCUGGGGCCAGCUCUGGGCCUCCUAGGUGACUCCUUCAGCCCCCUCCCCCAGCAAGUCAAUCUCAUGGACGGCAGGUGGCACCGUGUGGCAGUCAGUGUGGAUGGCAGCAUGGUGACUCUGGUGGCUGACUGUGAGCCUCAGCCCCCCACGUUGGGCCAGGGGCCUCGAUUCAUCAGCACAGCUGGACUCACUGUGUUGGGGACCCAGGACCUUGGGGAGGAGACUUUUGAGGGAGAUAUUCAGGAGUUGCUGAUAAGCCCAGAUCCUCAGGCUGCCUUCCAGGCCUGUGAGCGAUACCUUCCUGGCUGUGACAACCUGGACCCUAUAACAACAGGGGUCCCCCAGAGUGAGUCAGAAACUCCUCCUCGACGGAAGGGGAAGGGAAAAGGGAGGAAAAAAGGGCGAGGUCGUAAAGGGAAGGGAAGGAAGAAAAAGAACAAGGAAACUUUGACGCCAAGCCCACCUCCUGGCUCCCUGGAGAACCAGACCUCCACCGACAUCCCCAAAACAGAGACGUCAGCUUCAACUCUGCCUCUGACUCCGACUCCUACACCUUUGGUCAUCACCACCACUGUGACCAUUGGCCGCAAUGUCACCAUGCUAGAGGCAGGCCUGGACCCUGACAAUGGAACCGAACUAAGGACCCUGGAGACUAAGUUAGCCAACGAGGACAAAGAAGGAAGUGGCCCCACCAUGGACCCUGACUUCUGGGCAGCAGAACUGCCAUCACAGAUUCAAUUCCAGAUCUUUCCUGGUGCUGGAGAGAAGGGAGCAAAAGGAGAACCAGCAGUGAUUGAACAGGGACAGCAGUUUGAGGGACCUCCAGGAGCCCCAGGACCCCGAGGGGUGGUUGGCCCCUCAGGCCCUCCUGGCCCCCCAGGAUUCCCUGGAGACCCUGGUCUACCGGGUCCUGCUGGCCUUCCAGGAAUCCCUGGCAUCGAUGGGAUCCGGGGUCUACCAGGCACUGUAAUCAUGAUGCCGUUCCAGUUUGCAAGCAGCUCCCUCAAAGGACCCCCAGUCUCCUUCCAGCAAGCCCAGGCUCAGGCAGUACUGCAGCAGGCUCAGCUGUCUAUGAAAGGUCCCCCUGGCCCAGUAGGACUCACUGGGCGCCCAGGCCCUGUGGGUCUUCCUGGGUAUCCGGGUCAGAAAGGAGAGAUGGGAGAAAUGGGGCCACAGGGUCCCCGAGGCCUUCAGGGACCUCUUGGGCCCCCUGGCCGGGAAGGAAAGAUGGGCCGCUCUGGAGCAGAUGGGGCUCGGGGCCUCCCAGGGGACACAGGACCUAAGGGUGAUCGGGGUUUUGAUGGCCUGCCAGGGCUGCCUGGAGAGAAGGGCCAAAGGGGUGACUUUGGCCAUGUGGGGCAACCUGGCCCCCCAGGAGAGGAUGGUGAGAAGGGAGCAGAAGGACCUCCGGGGCCCACUGGCCAGGCUGGGGAGCCAGGCCCCCGAGGACUGAUCGGCCCUAGAGGCUCCCCUGGUCCCCUGGGACGUCCGGGUGUAGUUGGAAUAGAUGGUGCUCCAGGAGCCAAAGGAAAUGUGGGUCCUCCAGGAGAACCAGGACCUCCAGGACAGCAGGGAAAUCCCGGGUCCCAGGGAAUCCCUGGCCCUCAGGGACCCAUUGGAACUCCUGGGGAGAAGGGUCCCCCUGGAAACCCAGGAAUUCCAGGCAUUCCAGGAUCUGAUGGCCCUCCGGGUCACCCAGGCCAUGAGGGCCCCACGGGGGAGAAAGGGGCCCAGGGUCCACAAGGGUCAGCAGGACCUCCGGGCUAUCCUGGACCUCGGGGUGUGAAGGGUACUUCUGGCAACCGGGGCCACCAGGGGGAGAAAGGAGAGAAGGGAGAGGAUGGCUUCCCGGGCUUCAAGGGCGAUGGGGGGCUUAAAGGAGAUCGGGGGCUCCCUGGCCCCCCCGGUCCCCGGGGAGAGGAUGGUCCGGAAGGGCUGAAGGGGCAGGAGGGGCUGGCUGGCAAGGAGGGUCCCCCAGGCUCAGCUGGGGAGAAGGGCAAGCUUGGGGUGCCAGGUCUCCCAGGUUACCCAGGACCUCCAGGCCCUAAGGGAUCUACUGGCUUUCCCGGGCCCCCGGGACCAUUAGGAGAAAAAGGGAAGAGGGGGAAGGCGGGGCAGCCAGGUCUGGAAGGAGAGCGGGGACCACCAGGCUCCCGUGGAGAGAGGGGGCAGCCAGGUGCCACUGGGCAACCAGGCCCCAAGGGCGAUGUGGGCCAGGAUGGGGCCGCUGGGAUCCCUGGAGAAAAGGGCCUCCCAGGUCUGCAAGGCCCUCCUGGAUUUCCUGGGCCAAAGGGUCCCCCUGGUCCCCAGGGGAAAGACGGGCGUCCUGGGCACCCUGGACAGAGAGGAGAAUUGGGCUUCCAAGGUCAGACAGGCCCACCUGGACCAGCUGGCGUCGUGGGUCCUCAGGGAAAGACAGGAGAAGCAGGACCUCUGGGUGAGAGGGGCCCCUCAGGCCCUCCUGGACCUCCUGGUGAACAAGGUCUUCCAGGCCUGGAAGGCAGAGAGGGUGUCAAGGGGGAGCUGGGACCACCGGGACCCCUUGGAAAGGAAGGACCACCUGGACCCAGGGGCUUCCCUGGCCCCCAAGGAGCCCCUGGGGACCCAGGACCUAUUGGUUUAAAGGGUGACAAAGGCCCCCUGGGCCCUGUUGGAGCCAACGGCUCCCCUGGGGAGCGGGGUCCACUGGGCCCGGCAGGAGGCAUUGGGCUUCCUGGCCAAAGUGGAGGCCAAGGCCCUGUUGGCCCUGCAGGCGAGAAGGGGUCCCCGGGCGAACGUGGCUCCCCUGGCCCCACAGGCAAAGAUGGGAUCCCAGGGCCCCUGGGGCUUCCUGGACCCCCUGGAGCUGUUGGGCCUUCUGGCGAGGAUGGGGACAAGGGGGAAGUGGGUGCCCCUGGUAACAAAGGGAGCAAGGGUGACAAAGGGGAUGCGGGCCCACCUGGACCAACAGGCAUACGGGGUCCUGUGGGACACCCAGGCUCCCCGGGAGCAGACGGGGCUCAGGGACGCCGGGGACCACCAGGCCUCUUUGGGCAGAAAGGAGAUGAUGGAGUGAGAGGCUUCGUGGGGGUGAUUGGCCCUCCUGGCCUGCAGGGGCUGCCAGGCCCUCCUGGAGAGAAAGGGGAGGUUGGAGACGUAGGGUCCAUGGGUCCCCAUGGAGCUCCAGGGCCUAGGGGCCCCCAUGGCCCCAGUGGAUCAGAGGGUCCUCCAGGGCUGCCUGGCGGAGUUGGUCAGCCGGGUGCUGUGGGCGAGAAGGGUGAGCCAGGGGAGGCUGGAGACCCAGGACCCCCAGGAACCCCAGGCAUCCCUGGGCCCAAGGGAGAAAUUGGUGAAAAGGGUGACUCAGGCCCAUCUGGGGCUGCUGGACCCCCAGGCAAGAAAGGCCCCCCUGGAGAGGAUGGAGCCAAAGGGAACAUGGGCCCCACUGGGCUCCCAGGAGAUCUAGGACCCCCCGGAGAUCCUGGAGUUUCGGGUAUCGAUGGCUCCCCAGGAGAGAAGGGAGACCCUGGUGACGUGGGGGGACCGGGUCCACCUGGGGCUUCUGGGGAACCUGGCCCCCCUGGGCCCCCUGGCAAGAGGGGUCCCUCAGGCCGCAUGGGUCAAGAAGGCAGAGAAGGGGAGAAAGGGGCCAAAGGGGAGCCAGGUCCUGAUGGACCCCCAGGAAUGACAGGCCCGGUGGGGGCUCGAGGACCCCCUGGACGUGUGGGGCCCGAGGGUCUUCGAGGGAUCCCUGGCCCUGUGGGUGAACCAGGCCUCCUGGGACCUCCUGGACAGAUGGGCCCUCCUGGACCCCUGGGGCCCUCUGGCCUUCCAGGAUUGAAGGGAGAUGCUGGCCUCAAGGGGGAAAAGGGCCACAUUGGAUUAAUUGGCCUCAUUGGCCCCCCUGGGGAAGCUGGUGAGAAAGGGGAUCAGGGGUUGCCAGGCGUGCAGGGCCCCCCUGGCCCCCAGGGAGAACCUGGUCCCCCCGGUCCCAUUGGCUCUCUGGGCCACCCUGGGCCCCCAGGUGUGGCGGGUCCUCUGGGACAGAAAGGCUCCAAGGGGUCCCCGGGAGCCUUUGGUCCCCGUGGUGACGCUGGCCCCCCUGGCCCCCCCGGCCCCCCGGGUCCCUCCGCUGAGCUGCACGGGCUGCGCAGGCGCCGGCGCUCUCUCCCAGGCCCAGGGGCGCUAGAGGCCCUGGAGGGCGGCCUGGAGGAGGUGCUGGCCUCACUCACGUCGCUGAGCUUUGAGCUGGAGCAGAUGCGGCGCCCCCCGGGCACGGCUGAGCGCCCGGGCCUCGUGUGCAGUGAGCUGCACCGCAACCACCCACACCUGCCUGACGGGGAGUACUGGAUUGACCCCAACCAGGGCUGUGCGAGGGACUCGCUCAGGGUUUUCUGCAACUUCACGGCGGGAGGAGAGACCUGCCUCUAUCCUGACAAGAAGUUUGAGAUGGUAAAAAUGGCCUCCUGGUCCAGGGAAAAGCCAGGAAACUGGUAUAGCACAUUUCGCCGAGGGAAGAAGUUCUCCUACGUGGAUGCUGAUGGGUCCCCGGUGAGUGUGGUCCAGAUGACCUUCCUGAAGUUGCUGAGUGCCACGGCCCGCCAGAGCUUCACCUACUCCUGCCAGAACUCUGCCGCCUGGUUGGACGAAGCUGCAGGGGACCACAGCCGCUCCCUCCGGUUCCUUGGAGCCAACGGAGAAGAGCUGUCUUUCAACCAGAUGGCACCAGCCACCAUCACUGUCCCCUAUGACGGCUGCCGGCUCCGGAAGGGACAGACGAAAACCCUCUUGGAGUUCAGCUCUUCCCGAGUGGGCUUUCUGCCUCUGUGGGACGUGGCGGCUACUGACUUUGGCCAGACCAACCAGAAGUUUGGGUUUGAACUGGGCCCUGUCUGCUUUAGCAGCUGAGAGUCUCGGGGUGGGAGGGACAUUGAGGGAGCCCCAGACGGGGCACUUUUGGUGCUGAGGCUUUGAAGCCAUCAUAUUUAUCGUCUCCUGUGACUGUGGAGCCAGGGGGAGUCUGCUCCUCAUGGUCAAGCAAUAUUCCUUCUCCAUUCCAGGGGGCUGGGAGCUGCACACCCCUGGCCCAAGAGUCCGGCUUCCUCCUCAUUGCACCACAGCUGACAUACUGUAGUCUGGCUCUUUCUCCCCUCUAUGCCCACCCAACCCUCAACUCCCCACCCCUGAUGCCCCAUGCAGUGAACUUCUAACUCAGAGCUGAUGAAUGGCCCCACACUUGCCUCCCCUUUCCCUGGGCAGUGCUCUCAGCACCCUGUGGUGCUCCCCUUUCCAAUAGUUAAGCACUGGAUGUCUCCUGAUCCCAGGCUGGGACCCCUUCACUCAUUCCUAUUUUCAGGUGGGUUCACAGUGAAGGAACUGAAGUCAGACUACAGGGGAAGUGGGACUUCCCGGGACUGAGCUGUGUGCUCCUUCUGCUGCCUCAGCCCAGCUCUGAAUACUGCCCCCCACCCAUAUCUCCCCAAAUGCACCUUGCCAUGCCAGGUGGGAUGGGGGCCAAGAUGGUGGGGGUGAAUCAGGAUCCUAAUGGUGCUGCCCUAUUUAUACCUGGGUCUGGAUUAAAAGGGAAAAUCCCCUCUGUUGUAUAUUUAAUCGGCUUCCUCCUUAGGGAAGGCUGGGAUAUGAUGAGAGGAAUUCUAGCAUGAUCACCACCCCUCCAGGGCCAUAGGGCAUAUUUGGCAUCUCAAGUCUGAGAAUAAACCAGUGAACUGUG